AUGAAAGGAUGUUUCAUGCAAAGGAUUCAGGAAAGGUUUAAGAGGAUUGUGCCUGAAGGUGUACUGGUGCAAGGGCAUCAACUGUUUUGGUGGCUGAAAAGUGGACUUGUACUGUUCAUAUUUACUUCCGACACCAUGGAGGGCCUGCGAGAAGAGGGGUGUCCGGAGUGGCGCUGCGAAUUCACGUACGACAGAGCCCGACUCGCCGAGGCGGACGCCGUCCUCUUCCCUGCCCAACAGUUCGGCAGUCACCCGGCGCCGCAGCGGCCGUCGCAGCGCUGGGUGUGGGUGGACGUAGAGUCUCCGAUGUCUGGGCCUGGCAAGCGGACGCUGACCAUACUUCGUGUUCACAGGAUGAGUCCUCUUGUGAACUGGACCAUGACUUACCAUUCUAAUUCCGACAUCAUGGCUUUCUAUGGUUAUUUUCGGUCACUGAAUACCUUUCAGCAGCCUCUGCGUCCGAACUUCAUCGAAAACCACCAGAUGGCUCUGUCGCAGUACCUAAGCGCCAUGGCCAAGGGCAUGACCCUGGAAGACCUGAUGGGGCCAUCCUGGAGGAGCUUCGUGGAAAGACCUCAGGUGGUGGCCUGGAUGUCCAGCCACUGCGGGACACUCUCGAAGCGGGAGGACUACGUGCAGGAGCUUUCAAACUACGUGCCAGUGGGCAGGUAUGGCCGCUGCGGGCAGAGGUGUGGCGGAAGGUGCUGGGUGGACAUCCUGAGCCGUAACUACACGUUCUACAUGGCGCUGGAGAACAGCUGGUGCGACGAGUACGUGACGGAAAAGCUGUACAUGCCUCUCGCCAACUUCCUGAUCCCGGUGGUUUGGGGAGCUUCAAACUAUAGCAAGAUUUUACCCCCAAAUUCCUACAUCGACGCUCGAGAUUACCACCCAAAGCAACUGGCUCAGUUGCUGGUUCAACUCCGGGAGAACCCUGUGGCGCUGGGCAGGUGCGUCGGCGCAGUCGCUUCUUGAGGGCGGCCGGGCAUUUGCAC
This is a messenger RNA of Penaeus monodon (black tiger shrimp), 995 nucleotides long. Its product is annotated as alpha-(1,3)-fucosyltransferase C-like. Gene Ontology annotation, cellular component: membrane. Lineage: Eukaryota; Metazoa; Arthropoda; Malacostraca; Decapoda; Penaeidae. Gene Ontology annotation, molecular function: alpha-(1->3)-fucosyltransferase activity. The coding region runs from base 1 to 975 and encodes 324 amino acids. The transcript is spliced from 8 exons. The record is from RefSeq and is a predicted model, not a curated record.